AUGGCGGCGUUCACGAUCGCGGGCCUGGGAUCGGCGCCGCCGCUUCCGAACGCGCUCCGAGCGCGAGCGACCGGCGCGUCCGCGGCGCGAUGCCAACGCGCGAUCGCGCCGAGGGCGUCCUCCGCGUCGACGCCGAGCCGCGCGGGGUUGUCCGCGGCCGCGCUCGCGCGCGGCGCCGCGGCUGGGAAGACGCGUCCGGUCAAGCGAGGCGACCUCGCGGUGACGAGCGCGACGUUCUGGGGCGCGAAGGACCCGAAGUAUCCGAACAGCACGGUGUUCAACGUCAGCACGGAGAAGCUCCCGGGCGGGGACUCGCUGACGAACGAGGGCAUCUUGGGGUUCGUCGUCGCCGGCGCGCUCGCGAUCUGGUUCGGCGGGACGCUGUUUAAGACUCUGGCGGUGAUGUUCGGGUUCAUAUUCACGACGGCGAAGUAUUUCAUGAUGGGCAUCGCGCUCGUGUUGAUCGGCGUCGCCGCGAGCUAGACGUCGAGGGACGAGGAGGACGAACGCCGCGCCGUGAGGUUCCGUGGGUGGACCCUCCCGAGGGCAUUUUUUUAGACUCGUCGCGGCGCCGUCGUAGCGAGCGGCGAGAGCACACGUGUACACCACCACCACCACCGCGCGAACGCGCGCGAUGCGUU
Messenger RNA from Micromonas pusilla CCMP1545, 641 nucleotides. RefSeq lists its product as uncharacterized. The record is from RefSeq and is a predicted model, not a curated record. NCBI's taxonomy places the organism in Eukaryota, Viridiplantae, Chlorophyta, Mamiellophyceae, Mamiellales, Mamiellaceae. The transcript has a single exon. The coding region runs from base 1 to 483 and encodes 160 amino acids.